Molecule: messenger RNA, 2432 nt
Organism: Ctenocephalides felis (cat flea)
Lineage: Eukaryota; Metazoa; Arthropoda; Insecta; Siphonaptera; Pulicidae
Exons: 12
Coding region: 1-2406 (801 amino acids)
Source: RefSeq, a predicted model, not a curated record
AUGUCUGAUAGUACUAAAGAGUAUCCAAAAUAUUUUACUAACACAUUUUUCCAAAAUUCACUAAAUAUUGAGAACAAAAUAACAAACUUUGAAGUAUCAUUGGCAGUUGGUAAAGGCGAUAAUUAUACGAGUUCUAUAUAUCGUGUGCUUUUAAAUUUGGAAAAUGACAGAAAAAAAUCUAUUGUUGUAAAAUGUUUUGCCGAAGAAGGAAAAUUAAAAGAAAUUUUUGAUGAAUCUGAUUUUUUUGAUGUCGAAACUUUAUCAUUGGCAAAGUUUAUGCCAGAUAUCACCAAAAUGUUGAUGUCAAAGAUGUCUGCAACAAAAUCGAAAUUAAGCGCUGAAAAAAGUGUACCAGCUUGCUUUAUAUUAGAAGAUCUAAACGAAUCCGGAUACAAAUCAGCUGACAGAAAGAAAGGGCUGGAUUUGGAUCAUUGCAAACUUGUAUUCAGUAAAUUGGCGAAAUUACAUGCCGCUGGCAAAAUCCUCUAUGAAGAUAAUCCAGCUAACUAUAAACAGUUUUCUGAAUGUCCUUUCACUCCAAAAAAUGAACCUUUUCUGAAAUUUGCUGCUACUUGUUUUGAAGCAGCUGCUAAUCAAACCAGAAAAUGGAAUUCAGAGUAUUCGUUAAUUGCAGAUAAAUUAAUCAACCUAAAAGACAAAGUAGCAUCAAAUAUAAAAUCCAUUUACAGAGAAGAUUGUCCAUUCAAAGUUGUUAGUCACGGUGACUUAUGGGUUAAUAAUAUGAUGUUCAGCUACAAAGAUGGCAAGGUGGAUGAUGUAGUUCUGGUGGAUUUUCAAUGCUGCUUUUAUGGAUCUCCAGCAGUUGAUCUAUUGUAUUUUAUCUAUGGAUCAUGCAACGAAGAUGUAUUUUGGAAUAAUAGACAAGAACUUAUUCAAUACUAUUAUAGUAAUUUAUCGGAAGCCUUAAAAUCUCUGAAGUACGAUGGUUAUAUACCCUCGCUCCAAGAGCUCGAGAAAGAAAUGGAAACUUGCAAUUUUAUGGCUGUAUAUACAACAAUAUGCGUAAAACCAAUUAUCAUGCAUGAAGAUAUUAAGGAUUCAGAUGAUAUUUUAGACGAAAUUGGUGAAAAUGCCGCAGCCAUCGAUUCAGUUGUCAGAAAAUAUUCCAACCCAAAAUUAGUCGAUGUUUUUAAAUCCAGACUCAAAAUUAUGGACUCCCAAGAAAUUUUCAAAAUGGUGGCAAGUGGCAAUCAGCAAUUACCAAAAUAUUUUUCCUGUGAGUUCUUUGAAAAGGCCCUUGGAUUGAAAUCGCAAGUUACCAAUUAUGAAGCAUCUUUAGCUGUCGGAAAAGGCGAAAAUUAUACUAGUUCCCUUUACCGAGUGAAACUGAAUUUUAACAACAAUGCAAUGAAAUCGGUAAUUGUAAAAUGUUGCCCGGAAGAUGGCAAAAUGAAGGAGAUGUUAGAUGAAAUGGGAUUUUUUGAUAAAGAAUCUCUGGCGCUAGCAAAAUUUGUACCUGAUGUCUGCGACUUCUUGAAGGGCGCAGGAGUCGGUGUUGAAUUAGGUGCAGGAUUACUUCACUACAAGGAUGAAACUCCCGCUUGCAUAAUUCUCGAAGAUCUAAAGGAAUCUGGUUAUGUUUUAGCUGACAGGAAGACGGGGAUGGAUUUAGAUCAUUGCAAGUUGGUUUUCAAAAAAAUAGCAAGAUUACAUGCUGCUGGAAAAAUUUUAUAUGAAAAAAAUUCUUUGAAAUUCAAGCCGUUUACAGAAUCUUUUAUCAGCUGUACAAAAAAUGAUUCUAUGGAAAAGUUUUGUAAUGCAUGUAUUGGAGCAACAGCGGAACAAGCAAGGCAAUGGGGUGAGGAUUAUUUGACUAUAGCAGACAAACUAGAUAAGAUCAAAUUUGAAGUAAUGGACAGAUUAAAAAUAUUGUAUAGAGCAGAUUGUCCGUUCAGUGUUGUUAACCAUGGAGAUUUGUGGGUCAACAAUAUGAUGUUCAAAUAUGCGGAAGGCCAAGUUGAAGAUGUAAUAUUGCUGGACUUUCAAUGUAUGUUCUACGCUUCUCCUGCAAUUGAUUUAUUAUAUUUUAUAUAUGGAUCAUGUAACGAAGAUGUAUUUUGGAAUAACAGAGAUGAACUUCUUCGUUAUUAUCACGAUAAUUUAAUUUAUGUUAUGCAACAACUUCAAUAUGAUGGAUACAUACCUACGCUUAAGGAUUUAGAGAAAGAACUCGAUCUUUGUAAAUUUAUGGCAUUGUAUACAUCAACUUGUCUGAAACCAAUUUUGAUGCACGAUAACUUUGAGGAAUCAGAUGACAUAAUGGAUGAACUAGAAGGAACAGAUACUGGAAAGGAAUCAAUGCUUAGGAAAUAUUCAAAUCCAAACCUAAAACGUGUUUUGAAGCCACGUCUUAAAUUUAUGGAUAAACAGGGAAUGUUAGAUUAAGCUCACACAAUUAUAAGUAGAGAAUC